GUAGCUGGUCGUAGCCGUAGAUGUACAUAGAUCGCAGAGGGCGAGCAAUUGUUCCACAUUUCGAACGGUUACAAAAUUUUCAAAGAGUCCGAGCGUGCGAAAUACGCUUCUAGUGUCAGUGCCAAAGCAGCCAAACAUCAAAUUCUGAUUUGCCGACCAGUUGGAUGUUACAUACAUCGUUUUGUGUAUCUUAAUUGUAGGAAUCGGCGAAUGCUUUAUCAAAGAUAAAGAAAUCAUGGAUUUAUUUCCAGGACAUCAUUCAACAUUUUGGAAAGCUCGUAGAUUACAAACAUUCGAACAUUGGCCGUUUCAAUCGUCCAAUAAUCCCUGCAACCCGGAACGUAUGGCUAGUGCGGGAUUCGUUGCUAUCGGUGGUGAACAAGAACCAGAUUUGGUCGAAUGUUUCAUUUGUUCUAAACAACUCGAUGGUUGGGAUCCGGACGACGAUCCAUGGACAGAGCAUGCGAAGCAUCAGUCGGAAUGUUCGUAUAUAGAAUUAGGGAAACCUGACGAGGCAUCGUGGACGAUACAGGAGUUUUAUGAUCUGUUUAGAAAAUAUACAGCGAAAGAAUGCGCACACGAAUUGGAGAAAGCUGUAGCGAAAGCUAAGGAAGAAAGCGCCAAGAUGGCGAAUGAAAUACCUCGAAUCUAUAAAGGGUUGAGGAAAAGCUCUCAAAGUUUACGUUAACAUUCCUCUUUCAAGUUCUGCUUUACGAUGCCGUGAACAUUUUUAUUUCACACAUUCGUUCUUCCUACAUCAUUCCUUCUGUUCUGAAAUGUUGCCGACAACAUUGAACGGAAUUACUGUAUUCGUCCGAAAGAAAAUGUUACUUUAUUCCGAUAGCACCGCGAGAUACACGAUCGGAAACCGAUAUAAAUUAUGAGAAGGAGCCACGUAUCGGCGUAUCGCAUUUCACCAAUUUCUGUUGUCGAAUCUUGUCAAACUUGGUCGAUCUUAUCGCAGAUCCACUUCAUCCUGCGUUAUUAGGGGUGACAGCAUUUCAUUAUCUUCGAUCUUGAACAAUAUCGAUAUCGGCAAAUAAACGGAUGGUAUAAUUCUUCUUCUAAUUCUAUAAGCAGUACCGCACGUGCCUUCCAUGCGAACAUUAUGUACCCGUGAAAUCAUGAAAUCGUGGAAACAAGGUUCGAACGAUACACACCGACCAACUUGUUUUGUAUCGCUACACCAAUAAAAACUACAUUUUUAUGUGAAAUAAUUCGUGUCGCUUACGUAAUCGCAAUAAUCGAUUGCAAGCCGAUUCAAGCGUUAUAAACAUUCCUUCUUCUUAUUAUAUGCAGUUGUGUGCCAGGUGCGGUAUGUAACCGAGACCCUGACAGUAGUUUUCCUGCUCGCGUUCAGAAAAUUCAUACGAAACGCCGCUUGCCAAACUUUUGCGGUUCCUCGUUGCUCAAACGGCAAACAUUUGUUUUCUGCUUUCGAUUCUUCGUAACGGGGGAGUUGCGAAAUUAUCAAAGCCUUGUCUCGAAACUUGAGCAAUCGGUGUAAUUUGUCGACGAAAUUCAUUAUCGCUGCGGUAAUAUAACUAUAGGAUGCUUUUACAUAUUGUGUUUGCUUUGUAUUACUCGUGUUACGAUUGCGUUCGUGUCGUCUAAGGACUAUAAUUCGUUAUUUAUCAAGUCGCUAUAAGCCGAUGACUUAUUAGAUUACCGAUAGUUUCGUUGAAUCCAGACUUUUAUAGUCCGGUGUAUUUCAGCUCGGCUGUCGCGCUGCGUUUCCGAAGCUGCUCCGACCAAGUGAAAAGUUUAAAUAGAAUGAAAAAGCAUCGAAUUAGAAGCAUAGAGCGCUAUCGUUGACUGCCGUCGGAAUUUAUAACGGAUAAGGCGAACGGAGAGGUGGUUUCGUAACAGAAAAUUAGCAGAUUCCACAAAAUAUCAUAAUGUAUCACAACAUAUACGGACACGAAUGGCUGAAAUUGAUCAACGAUCCUAUAUAUCGUUGUACACACGAUACGAUAAUCGUCGAUUUAUUGUAACUUUUUGUUAAAUACUUAAUAGUCGACGAUGUCGAUACCGAUGGAUAUUGAAUUGUACGUUACCGUAAAAUAUGAAAAACGGAUACAUGU
Megalopta genalis is the source of this 2084-nucleotide messenger RNA. It is a transcript of the gene Det, whose product is annotated as baculoviral IAP repeat containing deterin. Lineage: Eukaryota; Metazoa; Arthropoda; Insecta; Hymenoptera; Halictidae. The record is from RefSeq and is a predicted model, not a curated record.